AUGACAAAAAAGGGUACAAACGAAAAAGAUGAUUCGUUUAGUACCUUUUUUUACAAUACGGGCAAUAGAUAUGUACCACGUGCAAUAUUCGUGGAUUUGGAACCAAGUGUUAUCGAUGUGAUUAGAACUGGUCCAUUCAAAAAACUCUAUCAUCCCGAACAAUUAAUAACGGAUAAAGAAGAUGCAGCUAAUAAUUAUGCACGAGGACACUAUACUGUUGGUAAACAAAUCAUUGAUUUAGUUCUUGAUCGUUUGAGAAAACUAUCAGAUCAAUGUGGUACUGGCUCUGGUUUCACAUCGUUACUCAUGGAACGUUUAAGUGUUGAUUAUGGAAAAAAAUCAAAACUUGAAUUUGCUGUUUAUCCAGCGCCACAAAUAUCAACAGCUGUUGUUGAACCGUACAAUUCAAUACUGACUACACAUACAACAUUGGAACAUUCAGAUUGUGCAUUUAUGGUUGAUAAUGAAGCUGUCUAUGAUAUUUGUCGACGAAAUUUAGAUAUUGAACGACCAUCGUAUACAAAUUUAAAUCGUUUAAUUGCACAAAUUGUCAGUUCCAUAACAGCAUCGUUACGGUUUGAAGGAGCAUUAAAUGUCGAUUUAAAUGAAUUUCAAACAAAUCUUGUACCCUAUCCACGUAUUCACUUUCCAUUAGCAACAUAUGCACCAAUUAUUUCGGCCGAAAAAGCAAUGCAUGAACAAAUUAGUGUCGGUGAAAUAACAAAUGCUGUCUUCGAUCCAGCAAGUCAAAUGGUGAAAUGUGAUCCUAGACAUGGAAAAUAUAUGGCAUGCUGUCUGUUAUAUAGAGGUGAUGUGGUACCACAAGAUGUCAAUAGAGCAGUGGCAACUAUCAAAACGAAACGUUCUAUUCAGUUUGUUGACUGGUGUCCAACAGGUUUUAAAGUUGGCAUUAAUUAUCAACCGAUGAGCGUUGUUCCCGGAUCUGAUAUGGCACAAGUGCCUAGAGCUGUAUGCAUGUUAUCCAAUACGACAGCCAUUGCCGAAGCAUGGGCACGUCUUGAUCACAAAUUUGAUUUACUAUAUGCAAAACGUGCUUUCGUUCAUUGGUAUGUCGGUGAAGGUAUGGAGGAAGGUGAAUUUAGUGAAGCGCGUGAAGAUUUAGCUGCUCUAGAAAAAGAUUAUGAAGAAGUUGGCGUGGAUUCUGUUGAACUCGAUAAAACAGACGAAUAUUAA
Molecule: messenger RNA, 1194 nt
Organism: Didymodactylos carnosus
Lineage: Eukaryota; Metazoa; Rotifera; Eurotatoria; Philodinida; Philodinidae
Source: the annotation of a GenBank genome assembly